Messenger RNA from Trypanosoma brucei brucei TREU927, 558 nucleotides. RefSeq lists its product as hypothetical. Lineage: Eukaryota; Euglenozoa; Kinetoplastea; Trypanosomatida; Trypanosomatidae. The record is from RefSeq and is a predicted model, not a curated record. The transcript has a single exon. Bases 1 to 558 code for a protein of 185 amino acids.
AUGUACAAAUCUUACCAAUUUUACCCCCUUGUUUUUUAUCUUUUAUUGAGUGGUUUCUCUGUUGUUUUGAUUGAGCAUGUUUGGAGGUGCAAAGAAUUUUUUCCCCCUCCUUUUUUUUCUUUUUUCAUUCUGUGUCUUGAUCAAUAUAAUUUGGGGUGUUUCCCCCAUGUAUAUUUUAUUUGGAUACUGGGAGGGAUGCAUUUUUUUUCUUUUUUCUUCUUUGGUCUUACUUUGGUUUUUCUAAUUUUUUGGGAACUUUGUACUGCAUGGGUAGCUGACCUCUUAACGCCUACCCAUGCGAGACUCCUAUCUCUUCUCCCCUGUUUCCCCGUCGCAUGGAAGGGAAAUGAAGUUGGCUGCACCAAUUUUUUCUUCCCUCCUUUUCAUUCCUAUCGCAGUAUUUUUUUUUUUUUUGCUGCAGGGAGGUGUAAGAGGGAGUUGUGGCGGUACAGAGUUUCAUUCGAAAAGAACUGCAGUUGGAACGGUAGAGAAGAGGAGGAAGAAGGAUAUUUGUUUGUGGCAGCGGCAGUGGGAACCGCAACAGGUAAAUGGGGGUAA